AGCAGGCAGCAUUUAUUUUGGACCUCUCACAGAAUAUCAACAGUACAGCUAUGGUUCAUGGCUGGCUGUCAAUAACAAGCUAAGGAGAAAAAUGUAGGGAAGGUGAGAUAUGAAUGAGAGUUGGUGGAGGUCAAAAUCGGCAAUAAUGAUCAGAUCAUUUGGCAAAUGCAUCUUAAUUUCAAGGAUGAAGCAAUGGAUUCCACUCAUGUCUAACAACCUCCACGAUGAAGCCCAGUGUUCCAAACAUCCCUCCCUAUGCACAAUUAAGGUGAACCAUGUCGACUGUAAGACUUCCAUCUACCUGCAUGUUCAGAAGUGCCCCUGUUACCCAACCAAAGAGUGCAUUUGUGAAGAGCCCAUCAUCCAUUACUUCCGUAAAGAGGGUCUCUAAAUCAUUUGGCUUGAAAGCUGACCGUUACAGAGUGACUGCAUCAGCGGUAUAUAAGGUUAAACUGGUUUGUCCAGAUGGCGAGUACGAGUUUGAUGCACCUGCGGAUACUUACAUCCUGGAUUCAGCUGAGGCCGCGGGAGUUGAACUGCCAUACUCUUGCAGGGCCGGGGCAUGCUCUACCUGUGCGGGGAAGACCGUGACAGGCUCUGUGGAUCAAUCUGAUGGGUCUUUUCUCGAUGACAACCAAAUGGAAGAGGGAUAUGUCUUGACUUGUGUUUCUUACCCAACUUCGGAUUGCGUGAUUCACACCCACAAGGAGAGUGAUCUUUACUAGGUAUUUACUUAGGUUGUUCCUACAUUAUGCUGAAAAACUCCAAAAACUCUCAGGAUUAGGGUCUUGAUUCUCAGUGUCCACUCCUUCAACAUUGUUGUUUCAGUUAAUGUAAUGCUAUCCUUUUCAAUUUCCUGAAUUUCAUUCCAACUACUUUUGCCUAUAGCAUUGUUUUGUUCA
Messenger RNA from Ipomoea nil (Japanese morning glory), 902 nucleotides. Its product is annotated as ferredoxin-1-like. The record is from RefSeq and is a predicted model, not a curated record. Gene Ontology annotation, biological process: electron transport chain. The coding region runs from base 276 to 725 and encodes 149 amino acids. NCBI's taxonomy places the organism in Eukaryota, Viridiplantae, Streptophyta, Magnoliopsida, Solanales, Convolvulaceae. Gene Ontology annotation, molecular function: 2 iron, 2 sulfur cluster binding; electron transfer activity. The transcript has 2 exons.